Molecule: messenger RNA, 949 nt
Organism: Trichoderma harzianum CBS 226.95
Lineage: Eukaryota; Fungi; Ascomycota; Sordariomycetes; Hypocreales; Hypocreaceae
Source: the annotation of a RefSeq genome assembly
AUGCGCGCCAGGUUUUUUCGUUUUUUUUUUUUUUUUUUUUUGCCUUGCACUUUGUUUGGGCUCUGCACUGUGCUGUACCACCCACGGCCACAACGCCUUGAUGUCACCCUGGGUGCAAACAACAACUUGCACCCGGUCCGCCCCGAUCUUGCUCCCGCCGAGGCCACCCGCCAGUGCGAAAUUCCCAACCUGCCUAUUCCUGGCGUCUCCGAGACACCCAGAGAACAAAGUACUCCGUAUAGAAGAAUGUUGGACACGCACUUUGCGCUCUUCAUGUCCACACAGCUCGUCACCGCUUCAGCCAUGGCCCCCCAGAUUUGUGCAUGGAAGAUACAUAUGGAGGCCUAUCAGUGAAGCGUGCUCCGUAACAUGCAAGUCCAGCUGGCAGCUGAGAGACGACAAAUAUAGCUCGUCAUUUAGCCGCGUAGUCUUGGGGCCUUGCAGCCAUCAUAUGGCACCAAUGUCUAGUUCACGGGACUUGAGGUCAGCCCCUUACUGUCAUGACUCCAGAUCCCAAACACUGUUGGAGCGAGAACAGCUUGAGGCUUAGCGGACACCCCGGCUUCCGUGGGAAUGCACAUACAGCGAACGAUAAGGAGUGCAACCAUCCCGAAGUCGCAUUGUCCAUCUCGCCCAGGCAUUGCCACACCGUUGCCGCCGAUCUGACCGGCCGUGAGAAGCCAUCCCGCCUACUCCGGCUCCACCGGUGCAAGGGAGGCCGAGGUCUCCAGCCUUACAAUGUUACAGGUGGACACUGUCGGUCUUGGUUCAGAGCCGGCCAGUAUUUGCCUCAAGACUCGUAUCAGGAGCACGGGCGAAGAAAUCUAUCUCUCCUAAAAACUCUAAUCGGGUCUAUCGCUGUUAGGGGUAAAGGCUGUGCUGUACCUGUCGCACUAAGAGGAAAAUAAGACAAGAACAGGAAGGGAAAAAGAAAACCUGGAGAAAAAGA